Messenger RNA from Striga asiatica, 1522 nucleotides. Lineage: Eukaryota; Viridiplantae; Streptophyta; Magnoliopsida; Lamiales; Orobanchaceae. The record is from the annotation of a GenBank genome assembly.
AUGCCAAAUGAGUCAAAGUUCACUUCAAUGGGCUUACACAGCUUCCAGCCCAGACCAAUAGCAAAAUUGGUUACUCGUUCUAGGGUUUGGGUGCAAAUAUUAUAUUUAAUCGUUUUCCCCUUUCACUCCAGCCUCUGUCCCGGUGUUCUCAUCAGAAUCGAGUUCGGGAAGAAACAAGACUUUAACCAUGAGCCACUCAUGAGAUCUGAUUGCAUUGUCCACAGUAAGCUUCAGAGUGAGGCCCUUAGGGAAGCCAUUUCGGUGAUAACAGCUGAAUGUAAGGAGAAGAAGAGAAAUUUCACUGAAACAAUAGAGCUCCAGAUUGGCCUCAAGAACUAUGACCCUCAGAAGGACAAGCGUUUCAGUGGUUCAGUGAAGUUGCCUCACAUCCCUCGACCGAAAAUGAAGAUCUGCAUGCUUGGUGAUGCCCAGCAUGUUGAAGAGGCAGAAAAGAUUGGGCUCGAGUCGAUGGAUGUUGAGGCCCUGAAGAAAUUGAACAAAAACAAGAAGCUGGUGAAGAAGCUUGCUAAGAAGUAUCAUGCUUUCUUAGCCUCAGAAGCCGUUAUCAAGCAAAUUCCCCGUCUCUUGGGACCAGGACUUAACAAGGCAGGCAAAUUUUGUGGACUUGACUUACAUAGACAAGUUAGCUUGUUAGGCAAGUUCCCCACUCUUGUCACUCACCAGGAGUCACUUGAGUCGAAGGUGAACGAGACAAAGGCUAUGGUGAAGUUCCAGUUGAAGAAGGUGCUCUGCAUGGGCGUAGCUGUAGGAAACCUCGACAUGGAGGAGAAGCAGAUCUUCCAAAAUGUGCAAAUGAGCGUCAACUUCCUGGUUUCUCUUCUGAAAAAGAAUUGGCAGAAUGUAAGCAUGAUUUAUUUUACUGUAUCAAUUCGUGAGGUGCUUGUACUUGAAGAGCACAAUGGGAAAGCCACAGCGCAUCUUUUAAGGUGUUGGGUUCCUAUUUCAUUUUUGUUUCAAGAAUAGUUUGUAAGAGACCAUAAGCAAUCAAAUAUUUCUGUGGACAAGGAACUUUUUUUCAUUUUUGUGCUACUGCUCAUUUGACUGUUGUUUACCUCUUUUAUUAUGUUUAUGUUUAGUUGGUUUUUGCACUUUUUUUCAAGCAGUAAUUGUGUGGAUCUGUGUUUUAAAUGCCAUUGUUUGGUUAUUACUCUGAUGCAUUUUCUGGAAGUGGCAAUUUAUUGUAAUGCAAAAUUUGUUUGAGCUUUGUUCAGUAAGCAUUUGUCCGUUGGACUUAGUUUUGUUGGUGUUGAUCGGCUGUAGGAAGUCUAAGCUCCGGACAUGAAUGCUUGCUUUCUGAACGAUAUGCAAAGAAUACGUGCUUGAUCUCUUCUGCAGGGGUGUUUUAGGAGUAGAAUUGUGCAUUUUUGGUUUUUAUGCGAGUUGAGCAUAAAAUAUGACUGAAUGUUUUAAAAGUUUUUUGGUUGAUAUCCGAGUUAUUUUUGCUUCGUUGACUGAUAAAUUAAUUGCUCGUCUUGCAUGUACUAUGUUUUUACAAAGUUUC